UGAUGGAAGAGAACAAGGAGAUGGAAGAAGUGAUUGAAGCGGGGAAGAAACAUCAUGCCAUCAAAACUGAUGAAACAUCCUUGAAUCCCUCGUUGCAAACAAGAGCCCAAAUAUGUUUCACUUGCCCUCAGUGUGGAGAGAGCUUCUCAUGCGAACAAAGUCUUAAUCUUCACAUGAAACUUCACAGUGGAAUGAAGCCGUACGCAUGUGAUCAGUGCGAGAAGACUUUCAGGCAAAAAGCAAACCUUGCCAAACACAGUAAAAUCCACACUGACGAGAAGCCACACGCGUGUGAUCAGUGCGGGAAGAAGUUCAGAAAUAAAGGAAACCUUAAUGAACACAUGAAAAUCCACACGGGAGCGAUGCCGUACACGUGUGAUCAGUGCGGGAGGAAAUUCAGACAUAAAGGAAACCUUAAUAAACACAUAAAAAUGCACGCCGGAGAGAAGCCCUGGAGUAAAACCACUGGAGAAAAACGGCACGCGUGCACUCAGUGUGGAAAGAAGUUCAGACAAAAACACCUCCUUGAUCAACACAUGAGAAUUCCUUCAACUUUAAAACAGAAAAUUCUGUAG
This is a messenger RNA of Sinocyclocheilus rhinocerous, 575 nucleotides long. RefSeq names its product gastrula zinc finger protein XlCGF49.1-like. The record is from RefSeq and is a predicted model, not a curated record. Gene Ontology annotation, molecular function: DNA-binding transcription factor activity, RNA polymerase II-specific; RNA polymerase II cis-regulatory region sequence-specific DNA binding. Bases 3 to 575 code for a protein of 190 amino acids. Gene Ontology annotation, biological process: regulation of transcription by RNA polymerase II. The transcript has 2 exons. NCBI's taxonomy places the organism in Eukaryota, Metazoa, Chordata, Actinopteri, Cypriniformes, Cyprinidae.